Molecule: messenger RNA, 348 nt
Organism: Zalophus californianus (California sea lion)
Lineage: Eukaryota; Metazoa; Chordata; Mammalia; Carnivora; Otariidae
Product: V-type proton ATPase subunit G 1-like
Exons: 1
Coding region: 1-348 (115 amino acids)
Biological process (GO): proton transmembrane transport
Cellular component (GO): vacuolar proton-transporting V-type ATPase complex
Molecular function (GO): proton-transporting ATPase activity, rotational mechanism
Source: RefSeq, a predicted model, not a curated record
AUGGCCAGCCAGUCGCAGGGCAUCCAGCAGCUGCUGCAGGCCGAGAAGCGGGCCACGAGAAGAUGGCGGAGGCCCAAAAGUGAAAGAACGAACCGGAGGCUGAAGCAGGCCAAAGCAGCAGCUCAGGCUGAAAUUGAACAAUACCGUCUGCAAAGAGAGGAGGAGUUCGACACCAGGGAAGCUGCAGCUCUGGGAUCCCAUGGCAGCUGCAGCACCAAAGUCGAAAAAGAGACCCAGGAGAAGAUGACCAUCCUCCAGGCCUACUUCCAGCAGAACAGGGAUGAAGUCUUGGAUAACCUGCUGGCCUUUGUGACAGCCGGUCAGAAAUCCACGAAAACUACCGCAUAA